AUGAAAACGCCAUUGGUUAGCACUUCAGCAUUACAAAUGAAAAUACUAUCAAUUAAUAUUUUAUCAUUAUUGUUAUCGCAGAGCAAAAAAAGUGCUGAAGAUGAUAAACUCAAAGCAUGCCUAAAAAUAAAAUUAGAUAAUGAUGAAUAUUGCGCAAAUCAACUUCAAAAGCUGAAAGAUAACAACAUUAGCUAUGACAAUUUAUGGAAUGAAAAGCUAUAUUCAACUAAAAUAUAUAGUUUGUCUUCAGGUUUAACAGGAUUAUGCCCUUUGGAAAUAACUGGUCUAAGGAUGCUUGAAACAAUUUUUGAUGUUAAAUAUCUCUCGACGAAAAUUGAUACCGAGGUGAUUGAGUUGUGGAAAGAUAUUAUUGAACGUAAUAAACAAGAUAAUGAGAAUGAGCAGUACGAGAAGAAAAAAGAAGUACAGGAUAGCCUGCAACAUAGUGAAUAUACUUUCACUGAUAAAGAAUUAUACAAUCUUUAUUAA
This is a messenger RNA of Funneliformis caledonium, 489 nucleotides long. The record is from the annotation of a GenBank genome assembly. NCBI's taxonomy places the organism in Eukaryota, Fungi, Glomeromycota, Glomeromycetes, Glomerales, Glomeraceae.